GUGGUUUCUUGAUCGACGAUCGUCAUGCCCGAACCAGCGAAGUCUGCUCCGAAGAAGGGAUCUAAGAAAGCCGUGACCAAGACGGCUGGUAAAGGAGGCAAGAAGCGCAGAAAGUCUAGGAAGGAGAGUUAUGCUAUCUACGUGUACAAAGUCUUGAAGCAGGUCCACCCCGACACCGGUAUCUCUUCCAAGGCUAUGGGGAUCAUGAAUUCUUUUGUGAAUGAUAUCUUCGAGCGCAUCGCUGGUGAGGCUUCUCGUCUCGCUCACUACAACAAGCGUUCAACCAUCACCUCCAGGGAGAUCCAGACUGCCGUGCGCCUGCUGCUUCCCGGUGAGCUGGCCAAACACGCCGUAUCUGAGGGUACAAAGGCCGUCACCAAGUACACCAGCUCGAAGUAAAGCGUCAUAGUGCGACUUGACUAACCCAAAGGCUCUUUUAAGAGCCACCUACGUUUCCACCAAAAAGAUUUUCUAUUGUGUGACUGCAUGUACGGUAAAACGAGAAAAGAGGAGUUCUAGCUGAAGUGGUUGUGGUGUUCUUGUGCGCUUUGCCGUCGUCUCUGUUCCCCUUUUCUGCGCGUUUUACUAGUUUACUUUAGUAUCCUUUAUUCGGCCGCAUGGAGCUUGUAAUUUAAACCAAACUAGUCUUGUGUUAACAAUUUUCAUCUUGCCUAUUGAAGUGCUUGAAAAUGAGAUUUGGAAACCUGUUAACCCUCUGCUGGGUCGCUGUGUAAUGAUACCUUUUUUUUUUUUUUUCUUUUUUUUUUCCCAUGUAUUUGAUCACUUUAUAUGAUUGUGUGUGUGUGUGUGUGUGUGUGUGUGUUAUUGGCUCUGAUGUAACCUGCAAGCAUGUCAAGUCACCUUCCCAACUGUUGCAAUCUUCAUUGCCCACAUCAUGACAUUAUUUCCUGUUGUUACAUUUUAUUAGUAGCUAUUAAUAUUACUUUCACAUGUUUUGCCAUGUUUGUGGUAGAAGAAGCCUAGUCAUCUGCUGAAAAAGGUUGAGAUGUUUAGCAUUUACCCACUCCUUGUACUGCAUACAGAGGGCAGCUAUUAUUUACAGGCAACUCCUACCACUUUCAUAGCAGUUUAUUCAGCCCAUUCUUAAUGGUCUAGGCCUACGUGACCCCUUUGCCCCACAGGUCAUUUGAAUAUGUGUAUUCUGGGAGUGCUAUUACUGAGCCACAGAACUGUGACUCAAUCACAGCAUAUGGAAAAAAAAUCUCACUACAAUAAAUUAUUUUUUAGCGCUGACCCACUAAACAAACCUUAUGUAUGUUCUGUAAUGUAUGUAGAACAUUUUCUGAAUCAUGUCAUCAAUAGGAUGUUCACCUAAAAUGAAAAAUCACAAGGCAAGUUUAUCUAUUGCCAUUCAAAAUGCACAAAGCAAUACAGAAGGUAAGGGUUAAACUCAUGACAGGGCCUCACAAAAACUAACUUUCUCUGCUUGUCAUUAGGGUUCUGAUGAAGUUAAGGAUUGCAUCCAAUUGUUUAUUGCACUAAAGAAGUUAGUUAGGAGAAAACUGUCCAGAUAAGCCUUUGAGUGAUAUUCUGUUUGGGAGUAGGCUACACAUGUGCCAUACCAUAGAAGUGUGGCACUGGAAAUGUUAUUGGGGUUUGCAAGAAGGUAGAGCUCAGAAAGAGAUUAGGCUAAUGCAUAAUUUAGGGUUAUGAAGAAGUCAAGAUAUUUCCCAUUAUGGUUAAAGAGAAUUUGGGGUAAUCCAAUUUAGGGUUCUGAUGAAGUUAUGGUAAUUGACUUUAGGUUUAGAGUGAACUUGGAGUUAUUCAAAUGAGGUUUCUGAUGACAUCAGGGUAAUGCAAAUUAGGUUUAGAGUGAACUUGGGGUUAUUCAAAUAAGGUUUCUGAUGACAUCAGGGUAAUGCAAAUUAGGAUUAGAAUGAAUUUGGGGUUAUUCAAAUGAGGGUUCUGAUGAGGUCAGGGUAAUUCACUUUAGGGUUAGAACUUGGGCCCCCAGCAGUGAUGUGAGCUCGGAUACCUGACGGUGCUCACCUGGUCGCUUCCCCUGAGGAGGUGCACCUGAUGCCAGCCCAAUAAGGACAGCCACCUGACGAGGAGCACCAGGUUUGGGGGCUUCCUUUGAUAAAGAUUAUGCUGAUUAGACAGACACUUGGCUGUGGGAGUCGAAUGAGGAAGGCAAACAGGAGAGAAGUGACAAAACGGUAAAUUAUGUACAAGUCGAAAGACAAAGGGGGAUUAGGUGGAGUUGAGUUAGGUCGGAAAUUAAAAAUUGCCUUUUGCAAAAAUGUAACGGAAGCUAUAUUUCGGAAACCAAUUUGGGUAGGAAAUGUAAAUCAGUGGGGGGAAAAAAAGAGGCAAGUCAAGGAACAUGCUCCUUAUUUUAAAUUAGUAUAUAGAGAUUUUUUUUGUUUAAAUAUAGGCAGCUUAAUAUUGAUUGGAAUAAGUCCCCAAAUAAAAUGAUAUAUAAAACAAUACAAGACUGUGAUUUUGGGGGAAUAGUCAAUUAUAAGGGUCUGACGGUGACAGAAUGUGAAACCUGUGUUAAAAAUGUACAGUCUAAAAGUAUCUCAGAAAAUGUUCGAGAUACUGCAUGGCUUAUAUCUGUUGGAAGACUGCCUGUACGAUGUAUUGUCAAAUGGAGUUGUUUUGUUACAACAAAGGAAUGUCCGAUGUACAAUUGCAUAGCCGAUGAAACGAUAGAACAUUUAUUACUGCAGUGCACAAGGACUAUUGAAAUUUGGGAGAAAAUGGAAGGUAUUGGGUUUAAAUGGGGUCGUAACAGGAAAAGUAUUAUGUAUGGAGUGUUUAAUGAGAAUUUGACUGAGAAUGUGAAGGAUGAUUAUUGAGCAAUGUAUAAUACAUGCAGAAACAGUAUUUAAACAGAUCGUGUGAGUUAAAAAGGUUGAAGACGAUUGAUAUGAGAGGAAAAAAGAAAUUUCCCUGGACUCUUUUGGACAUAUAAAUGGAUGAUGUAUACCUAAUUUUCAGAUGUAAACGGUAAUGUUAAUUGUUAAUGUAUAGAGUGAAGGUAGUCUGGGUCCUCCGGUGGAUAUUGUUUGUGAGGUUUUUGUAUUGGU
Messenger RNA from Electrophorus electricus (electric eel), 3056 nucleotides. Its product is annotated as histone H2B. The record is from RefSeq and is a predicted model, not a curated record. Lineage: Eukaryota; Metazoa; Chordata; Actinopteri; Gymnotiformes; Gymnotidae. Gene Ontology annotation, molecular function: structural constituent of chromatin; protein heterodimerization activity; DNA binding. Gene Ontology annotation, cellular component: nucleosome.